AUGGCCACCGACGUUAGAAUAUUUUUCGAGACGACUCUGGCGCUUUUGGGCCGCCAAAGCGGCAAUGCUGCUGCUGCUGCUGGCGGCGGUGGUGGUGGUGGUGGCGGUAGACGAGGAGGUCGAGGAGGAGGAGGAUGCCGAGGGGGCGGUGGCCCACGCCGCAAGCGUGGUGGCACGAAGAAGAAGGAAGAGGAGAAGAAGGAGGAGAAGGAGGAGAAGGAGAAGAAGGGCAAGGGCGGCGGCGAGAAGCGCGGCAUCAUCAAAGCUGCCGUGGGGCGUGGCCCCAAUGGGAUUUUAUCCCAAAAAGAACUGCGACAGUAUGUCGCAAUGGGCCUCGAGGCCAAGGCCAAGGCCAAGGAGAAGGAAGAGGAGAAGAAGGAGAAGGAGAAGGAAAAGAAGAAGGAAAAGAAGAAGGACAAGAAGAAGGACAAGGAGGAGUCCGAGGAGGAGGAGGAGGAGUCCAACGAGGAUGAGGACGUUGCCAUGGCCGAGCCAGAGGCCGAGAUCGUGGCGCCCCCCGAGGCGCCGGCCGCCAAGCCGUCGCUGGCCCCCGUGCCUGCCAAGGGUGUGCCCUCCGAGGCGAAACUUCGCUCUUGA
Messenger RNA from Trichoderma harzianum CBS 226.95, 597 nucleotides. RefSeq lists its product as hypothetical. NCBI's taxonomy places the organism in Eukaryota, Fungi, Ascomycota, Sordariomycetes, Hypocreales, Hypocreaceae. The transcript has 6 exons. The coding region runs from base 1 to 597 and encodes 198 amino acids. The record is from RefSeq and is a predicted model, not a curated record.